AUGCGCGUCGUCAUCACCGGCGGCGCGGGCUUCCUGGGCCAGUCGCUGGCGCGCAGCCUCGUGCGCCGCGGCGCGCUGCUCACGCACCGGCACGACGGCGAGGAGUCGACGGCGAAGAUCCAGAGCAUCGUGCUCGCCGACGUGCAUCGGCCCGAGCUCCUCGACGGCGCGGGAGGCGUCGCGACGUCCGUCGCCGUCGGCGACGUCGCGGACCGCGCGUUCUGCGACGCGUUGGUCGGCGACGGCGCGGGGCCGCUGUCCGUCUUCCACCUCGGCGCGGUCAUGUCCGGCCAGGGCGAGGCGGACUUCGACCUGUGCCUGGCGACGAAUUUGGCGGGCACGAUGCACAUGCUCGAGGCCGCGCGCCGGAGCGGCGCGCCGCGGCCGCGCUUCGUCUACGCGUCCGCGGGCGCGACGCUCGGCGCGGGCGCGCCGACGGACUGGGUCGCGAGCGACGGCGAGGUGUCCGACGCGACGCGCGCGACGCCGCACACGACCUACGGCAUGACCAAGGCCUGCGGCGAACUGCUGCUCGCGGACUACUCGCGCCGGGGCUUCGUCGACGGCCGCGGCGUGCGCCUGCCGUCCGUGGUCGUCCGCGCGGGCGCGCCGAACGCGGCGACGACGGGCGUCUACAGCGGCGUCGUCCGCGAGACGCUCGCGGGCGUCGACACGGCGAGCCCCAUCGCCGGCGGCGUCAAGCACGCCGUCGCGGGCGCGCGGAGCGCCGUCGCGUCGCUCGUCGCCGCGCACGACGCGCCCGCGGCGACGGCGGACGCGGUGCUCGGCUACGACCGCACGGUCUUCCUGCGGUCGACGGCCGUGUCCAUCGACGAGCUCGUCGCCGCGGUGCGGCGCAACGUCGACCCGGCGUCCGCGGGCGAGCUCGGCCGCGUCACCUUCGCCGUCGACGACGCGCUGUCGGCCGCCGUCGGCAGCUUCCCCGUGCGCGUCGACGCGGCGCGCGCCGAGAAGCUCGGCUUCCCCGCGCCCGGGAGCGCCGACGACCUCGUGCGGGAGUACAUGGAGGAC
This is a messenger RNA of Aureococcus anophagefferens, 1032 nucleotides long. RefSeq lists its product as hypothetical. Lineage: Eukaryota; Pelagophyceae; Pelagomonadales; Pelagomonadaceae. The annotation marks the transcript as partial. The transcript has a single exon. The record is from RefSeq and is a predicted model, not a curated record.